This is a messenger RNA of Manis pentadactyla (Chinese pangolin), 9573 nucleotides long. Its product is annotated as centrosomal protein of 290 kDa-like. Lineage: Eukaryota; Metazoa; Chordata; Mammalia; Pholidota; Manidae. Gene Ontology annotation, biological process: kidney development; camera-type eye development. The record is from RefSeq and is a predicted model, not a curated record.
CAAAUAUUUGUUUAUAUUAGGCACAGUGAUGAAAAGUUGCUGAUUGCCAAGUUGCACCAACACAUUGUCUCUCUUCAAGUGAGCGAAGCUACUGCGCUUGGUAAGUUGGAGUCAAUCACAUCCAAACUGCAGAAGGUGGAGGCCUAUAAUUUGCGCUUAGAGCAGAACGAUGAGAAAGAACAGGCUCUCUGUUAUGCCCGUUCCGAGGGGAGAAAAGCAAAACAUCUGUCCCAAACAAUUCAGUCUCUACGACGACAGUUCAGUGGAGCCUUACCCUUGGCACAACAGGAGAAGUUCUCUAAAACAAUGAUUCAGUUACAAAAUGACAAACUUAAGAUAAUGCAAGAAAUGAAAAAUUCUCAGCAAGAACAUAGAAAUAUGGAGAACAAAGCCAUGGAAAUGGAAUUAAAAUUAAAGGGGCUGGAAGAGUUAAUAAGCACAUUAAAGGAUGCCAGGGGAGCCCAGAAGGUAAUCAAUUGGCAUAUGAAAAUAGAAGAACUUCAUCUUCAAGAGCUUAAACUAAAUCGAGAAUUAAUCAAGGAUAAAGAAGAAAUAAAAUAUUUGAAUAAUAUAAUUUCUGAAUAUGACCAUACAAUCAGCAGUCUAGAGGAAGAAAUUGUACAGCAGAACAAGUUUCAUGAAGAAAGGCAAAUGGCCUGGGAUCAAAGAGAAGUUGUGCUGGAACAUCAACUAGACAUUUUUGACCGUCAGCAAAAUGAAAUAUUAAGUGCAGCACAAAAGUUUGAAGAGGCUACAGGAUCAAUGCCAGACCCUAGUUUACCCCUUCCAAAUCAACUUGAGAUUGCUCUAAGAAAAAUUAAGGAGAAUGUUCGAGUAAUCCUAGAAACACGGGCCACUUGUAAAUCACUAGAAGAGAAACUGAAAGAAAAAGAAUCUGCUUUAUGGUUAGCAGAGCAAAAUAUUCUAUCAAGAGACAAAGUCAUCAGUGAACUGAGGCUUCGAUUACCAGCCACUGCAGAACGAGAAAAGCUUAUAGCCAAACUAGGCAUAAAGGAAGUAGAACCAAAAUCACAGUAUACAUUGAAAAUUGCUCAUCAGACCAUUGCAAACAUGCAAGCAAGGUUAAAUCAAAAGAAAGAAGUGUUAAAGAAGUAUCAACAUCUUCUGGAAAAAGCCAGAGAGGAGCAAAGAGAAAUUGUUAAGAAGCACGAGGAAGACCUUCAUAUUCUUCAUCAUAAACUAGAACUACAGGCUGAUAGUUCACUCAGUAAAUUCAAACAAACAGCUCAGGAUUUAAUAAAACAGUCUCCUACUCCAGUUCCUACUAACAAGCAUUUUAUUCGCCUGGCUGAGAUGGAACAGAUGGUAGCAGAACAAGAUGACUCUCUCUCCUAUUUGAUCAAACUAAAAAAAGUAUUUCAAGAUUUAGAGAGACAAAAAGAAAUCACUGAAUUAAAAGUCAGAUUUGAAAAUAUCAAAUUAUGGCUCCAAGAAAACCGUGCAGAGGAAGUGAAAAAAGUGAAAGGAGCAGUAGAGGACUUAAGGUGUCUUCUGUCCCAGUCACAAAAGGAGUCACAGAGUUUAAAAUCUGAACUUCAGGCUCAAAAAGAAGCAAAUCCCAGAGCUCCAACAACCACAAUGCGAAAUCUGGUAGAUCGACUCAAGUUAGCCUUGAAAGAGAAACAGCAAAAAGCACUUAGUCGAGCACUUUUGGAACUCCGGGCAGAAAUGACAGUGGCAGCUGAGGAACGUAUUAUUUUUGCAACUUCUCAGAAAGAGGCAAAUCUUAAUGUUCAACAAAUUGUUGAUUGACAUACUAAAGAGCUAAAGUCACAAAUUGAAGACUUAAGUGAAAAUCUUUUAAAAUUGAAAGAAGCCCUUAAAGCAAGUAAAAACAGAGAAAUCACUGAUAAUUUGAAUGACUUAACCAAUGAACUGACAAAAAAACAAAAAGUCUAUAAUAAAAUGCUUACAGAGAAAGAUGGAAUUGAUCAAGAGAAUGAUGAACUGAAAAGGCAAAUUAAGAGACUAACCAGUGGAUUACAGGGCAAACCUGUGAUAGAUAAUAAACAAAGUCUAAUUGAAGAACUCCAAAAGAAAAUUAAAAAUCUAGAAAGUCUACUGGAAAGAAAGGUGGAUGAAGUAGAACUAAAACCUAUAAAAGAAAAGAGUGCUAGAGAAGAAUUAAUUAGGUGGGAAGAAGGUAAAAAAUGGCAAGCCAAAAUAGAGGGAAUUUGAAACAAGUUAAAAGAGAAAGAGGGGGAAGUCUGUACUCUAACAAAGCAGUUGAAUACUUUGAAGGAUCUUUUUGCUAAAGCUGAUAAAGAGAAACUUACUUUACAGAAGAAACUAAAAACAACUGGUAUUACUGUUGACCAAGUUAUGGGAGUGCGAGCUUUGGAGUCAGAAAAAGAGUUGGAAGUUAAAAAGAGAAAUUUUGACUUAGAAAACGAUGUAUCGUAUAUGAGGACUCACCAAGCUCUUCCUCGAGAUUCUGUCAUAGAAGAAAAACUCCAUGCUUUAGAAAAACAGUUUUCAAAGGAUGCAUAUUCUAGGCCUUCAGUAUUAGACUACAGAAAGAAACUCAGCAAGGAACUCCACCCCCAACCCAGAGUCAGGAACCCCUGAAACCUCAGAGGAAUAUUUCACUACCCAUUCACCAUCCUUUAGUUAUAAAAACUGAGGAAGAAGAGGAGGAAGAUGAUGAACAAACUGGUUAGUAAGCCUUUUCUCAGAUUUACAAUGCACAUUAAAAGACCUCACAAUAUUUCAUACGUUUGUUUAACUGUUAGAGGUUCAUGAUAUAUAAGGCAGAUUUGGGUGUGAAAAUGAUUUCAAUUUUAUUAAGUAUAUUAAAAUCAUUAUGUUCUAAUUUAUUCUAUGUCUACACAUGCUUAUGCUCUUUUGGACUGGAAGGUUUUUGUAUAAUAGCUGGGAGACAGAUCUCAUGUUUAAAUAUGUACAGUUGUUUACAGGGAUACUAAUAACCUCUUUUAUUUAUAUAUAACUGAACAUUGAUAAAAGUGAUUUAUGUAUCUUUUAUUUAUAUGUAACUAAAUAUUAACAUAUCCUUCUGUCUGAUAUAUGCUUACAUCUGUCUCAUAUUUAAUCCUGGAAGUUCUAGAUAUGCAUGGAGUAUUUUAUAGUUUAUAAAGGCUACCGUCUGUAUUAUCCCAAGGAAACCUUGCCAAAUUAUAAACAGCAUUAGAACCCAGGUCUUCUGCAGCCUAGUGCAUCCUAUUCUUCCCAUAUCAUCAGAAAACUGUGGUGCCAGAGAAACAUGCAGAGAAACAUGCAGAAAAGUAGACUCUUCCUUCCUGCCCUUGAACACAUCCUGUGGGCUCCAGACCACCAUAGCCUCUGUGCUCAGUAAUACACAGAACUACUCAUUCCUUUAUGUUACUGCUGUAGCUCCGCAUCCCCCAAACCCACAUCCUCCUCCAAAGAACAUGAUCUCAGCGUGUGAGUCUAUCCCUCCUGCUUCUCAUCUCACACGCAUAAUGUGUGAUUAGGCAUUUCAUUUCUCUCAACUGAUUCUAAUACAUGAAAAACAGCAAUUAGAAACAUUUGCCAGUAUGCAAAUUACUGAUUUUAAAGAUAAAAAAAAAACCUAGUAAUCCAUCCAUGAAAACAAUAUUUGGGAUUUUUCAUUAUGGUUUAUAAAUUUUUAGAUUAUUUGGCUUUGGAACAAUUUAAUUAAAAAAUAUAUCCUAUAGAUGCAUCUAGUUUACGGACAAUGACCCCUGAAGAAAUUGAAGAACCAAGAGCAAUAAAGGAGAUAUGUUAUAAAUCUGGUAAGAAAUCAAACAUUUGUGGAUUUUUCUAAUAUUUGAUGUGACAGAUAUGCUAACCAUCACUUUUCUUAUGGGAGAUUAGGUGAAUACUACAGAUUUUAUACUUCUCCAGAUAUUUCAUCAUCAAAAAGCCUAACCUCUACAGCAGAAAAAGAAUUAGAAAAGCCUUUGGAAAAUGGCAGUGAAUUGCAAGAAGGUAAGGGAUGACAAGGCAGCGCUUCAAGGUGAUUUGUGAAGGAUACUCAGUCCAAUAGGCUGUGAAUUAUUUAGUAAGAUGUACAGUAGAGUUAAAUGACAAGACAUCAGAAUUGAGAGUGAGAAUGAAGUGCUUUUCUCAGAUGACCUUAACUUUAACAUGAAAAGCUGCUAUUAAUAUAAUUAUGCUUUCCCAGAGAUGCCACAGAAUGAGGAGCCUUCAUAAACAUAUGGUGACACUACAUUCCAUGCAGUAAUUCUGUAAAUAAUUUGCUUUUAUGAUUACAUAUUUCUUUGGAAGCAAUUCUUCCUGUGUAAUAGAUGUAGAGUUUUCUGGUUUAGAACCCAAUCCAGAAUAACAUGUGGUAUUAGAAUUUCAUUUCUCUUUUAUUCUCAUUUUAAUAGUUUAUUUUAUAAGAAAAUUAUCUAGAGAUAUAUAAGAAAAAUGGUGAGACUUAUUUAAUUACCACAGUUCAAUUAGCAUUUUUUAGUCAGUAGUAGACACAAAUAGUUUUUACUCAUUUUCUUUUCAUGGUAUAUAAAUAAAAACAAAAGAAGUAUCACAAUUCAUUAUAUGAAAAGCAAAUCAAAUAGACUAAAUGUAUUAUGUACAAACUAUAGUGUUAGAAGGCUUGAAUUUUUAAAUUGCCAUUUGAUAAAUUAUCCACACAUGCAAAUCAAUUUGCUGACUGCUUUCCUGAUAAUUAAAACAUUUGCCUAAAAUUUAUGUAUUUAUAAAUCUACUUUUUUCAUCAUAUCACCAUGCAAACAACACUUGCAUUAACUUUUAGGAUUUUACUAUCAUCAUGAAUUCUAUCACAAACUUAUGUAAGCAUGUAGUCGUUUCCGGGAUGAUUUUUUCUUUCUUAAAAAACUUCUAGGGGAUGGUCUUACAGUUCCAAAAAAAUUUAGCCUAUGUGAAAAGCAAGGGGAGAUGAAAGCAUCAUUGGAUGGAAAACCAAGGACUGACCUUGCUGCUUUUGAAAAUGGAGGAGGUGACUGCCACGUCCAACAGAGGAUCAUAGUGCUUGGAGUAGACAAAAAUAAAGCUUUACCUGAAAAGAAAGAAAUCACCAUGUCAAAACGCUCAGAUACUAAAGAUAACAAGGACGAUCCUGAUCCAGAGUGUUCCCUAACUACCCAAUUAGUACCUACAAUGCAUCUGUUAAAUGCUACUGAGAAUGUCAGUGUGAAGUGCAGAGUGGAUCCCUCUUCAAUGUAUGAUGUCCAGCCAGUGAGGAAGCCUGAUUUUAAAGGUGUGAAAAAAAGGAAAUGGAUUUAUGAUGAACCAAAGAACUCUCCUGGCCCAGGAAUGUAGAGAGUGGUACAGGCACCAAUUUCCCAAAAUAAAAUGAGGGACCAUCGCAAUUAUAAAAACAGAAAUGCUGAAAAUGCAUCCUAUAUCCAUGCUCAGAGAGAUGCUGUCAAACCUGUCUCGUUGAAUGCACCUUCUUACAGCGGGCCCAUGAAUAGUUCCUACAUUAAAGGCAAUGUUAACAAGGAACCCAAACCCAACCGCUGUCCUGGUGAGGUUCAUUACUUACAUAAUUUACUCAUGUCUAUAGUUUGCAUCACCAUGGAAUUUCUGGAUGGUCCAACUGACCUUCACUGUUACCCACCUUCUCUUCUUUUUCGAGGCCAUCACCACCAUAACAUCUUAGAAAACUAGUGAAGGGAUUUCUUCCAUGUGUAGAAAUACACGAUUUAAAGGAUAUGGAAGAAAACAUGUUGGGUGACAUCAUUUGUUGUGAACCUCCCUAGAGUUUUGUCUCAGAGCACAGCACUCUGUUCCCCCUGGAUAGCUUUACUUCACCCUUAAUGAUUGUUUUCAAAUGGUUGACCUUGUCUUGUUCCACUAACUACAUUGUUCAAUGAUCACUUCAUGCUAGUGCUUCAGCUUUUCUUGAGAACCUCAUGACUACUUUUGGAAAGGGUUAGUUUGGGGGUUAAUGGCAAUUAUUUUUGACAACGUCUCAUCUCUUCCACCAUACACAGAUUGCUUCUAAAUCAUUGCCAUCACGUAACAGGCAAAAUCACAGUAUGUGUCAGGCAGUACAGGCCUCAAGGGAGGAAAGAACCAAAUCUCUUUUUCUUCCUGUCUCACAUGAAUUUUGCUCUUUUAAAGUUGGGUUGCAAAGUCCACUCAGCUCCCUGUGAUAUCAUGCUUGUAUUUUCCUGUGUUCACAGUCUACUCAGGGCAGUUCUGAAUGUUGUGUACUUUCUGAAAUAUAAGUAAAAACUCUGCUUCUUUUAGGUCUUUUCUUUUAUAAUUUAAAUAGAAGUUAGUUUUAUGUAAAUUGUUUUUCUUCUCCUUGUUUUAGAAUAGAAUGAUGUAUGGAUUUACAUAUAAAAAUAAGGAUACCAAUAGGUAAAGCAGGCUUUUCAUUUUAUUUACUAAUUUUAAAAAAUCAAUUUUAUUGUUAUUUUACUGUGAGCAGACACCUGUGAAGAAUACAAUGGCCAGCAGAACUGCCUGGUGCCAUUAUCUAGAUUUGUGUGAAGGUGGCUGCACUUACACUCGCUAUUGCUUUUGCACCAUUUGUGCAAAUGUCAACACGGAAAAAUCAAAAUAAAUUCGUAGGAUUAUUGUGGACCAUUAUUUGACAAUCACAGCUGUGUGGUAAUACUUGAAAACACAAAUAUAUCACUGUUAGUUAACUGUUCAAAUACAGAGCCAUCAGAGGAAAGUAGACAUUUAAAGACCAAGUCAAUAUAUAAAUGCUUUGGUUUCCCGGGGCAGAGAGUUCACUGUGGCAGAGCGAUUAUUGCCAUCAUGGAGUCACUUCGUGGAAGGAAAGGGACUUUGCCUGUACCUUCCAGGUUGUCCUUCCUUCCUUUCUCCUUUUCUUCCUUCUCUGCUUCCUUCCUCCCAGUUUUUAAAAAAGCUUUUUAAAAAUUGUAAAAUCAUGGCAAAGAAAAGCAAUGUAAUCUUUCCAUUACACCGAGAUAUCAUAUUCUCGUCUAGCUUAGCCUCAUAGGAGAGAGCCUGAUAUGAGGAACAAGACAGUUAAUUAAGAGAUGUGUAACCAUGUUCAUUGAGAACUUAAAUGGUCUUUUAAUAAACUCAUGUCCCUGAUGCCUUAGCUUUGAAAGAGUAACUUUAAAAUAUUCCUGCACUAUGAUUUUAAAGUUAUAAAAUAUUCAAUUCCAGUCUCCUUUUUUCUCAGAUAAAUAUACGUCAUAUAAUGGUUCAGCCUGGCAGAAAAGAAUUCCUUUUUCAAAAACAUAUUCAAAAACUGAAAAGAUAAAUACAGGUAAAUAUUUACUAGUGAUUUUAAUGCAUCAUAUAAUUCUGAAAAUGAAAGACAAGUUUUUAAGCUCAAACAACUUAUUUUAGAAAAUUUAGAAAAUUUUCACAAUGCAUAUAAACAAGUACUUGUUUAGUUAGAUAUUUUCUCUACUAGCCAUCUUACUUUGUAUUGUUGUGUUCAUCUUUGUUCAUUUUUAUGUGUUAUCAGAAAUCUUUUAAUGUACUUCUCUCCUAGGCUAUAAGUAUAGCAGUUGCAGCAAUUUUAUAAUACGUUAAGAUGCAUUCUUUGUUGAACUGCAAAGCAAAGAUAUAAAACCAUAUGCUGACCCAAAAUAUUACAGCCUUACUGUGUCCACCAUAGACAAAUAUGGGCUGGUACACACUGAAAGGGCAUCAGAGAUGAAGUUUCUAGGCCAGGAGGUUCAGAGCGACUGUGGUCUCCCCCUUGUUGUGCUCUGAUCUCCAGGAAGGCGUGGGGACCCUGGGAAGAACCUCAGGGUAGAGGCUUGUAGCAGAUCUGACCUCAGGUGGUUCUCUGGCUUAAAAGCUUCUUCUACCUUAUCCGGGAGCUGGCUCAAUGGCUUUGGGAAGCCACACAGGAUAAAAUGGUUUCAGUUACUUCUCAGAGAAAUGAACCUUUCAGAAAAAGCCCUUGAUAGGGAGUCCCUACCUAAAUCGAUAGCCCAGAACUUUCAGAAUCAUCUGAAAUACAUAAGCUCUUGUAAGAGCUUCCCAAAAUGAGCCAGAACACAUCCAGACUAGAGACUAUCCUCUUCCCAAGAUAAACUGCUGAAAUCUUCUAAAGCAUUAUUUCUCUAAGCUCUUUGAACUUUAACUGUGAUGCAAUAUGCAAACUUGUAUAUAUAUUUAUGUACUGGAGUUAAUUGUUUUUCAUUUUUCCCAUCUGUUCCCAAAUCCUAUUGUUCUGCAAGAGAACUCUGCUUGUAGCACUAUUUGACCGAGUAUAUUUUCUCUUAAUUUUGUGUGGGUUUUCACAUGUGGUUGCACUUAGUUUAGGGAGGAAGGAGGUGAAAAGUUGACAAAAAUCCUGGAUGAAACUGCAAAUUGCCAAGCCACAUCUUUUUCUUCCAUGGUUUCCUUGUGGGUGGGAUGGUUUUGGAGAAUCAAAGGAUGUACACCUCACCCCCAGGUCCCAGUGACAGCUCCUGUCCCAUCCCAGAUAGUUAAACAUGAAUUACAGAAGGAUUUGGGGGAAGGUGUUGUCACUUCAGAGCAUGAAACAUGUACCGUCCAUGUAUGGCACAAGAAAGGGAAUGUAACGAGGGAUGUCAGCUGACAAAGCUGCUCUUUUCUUUCAACCUGGAAAUUACAGAGGAGGGAAUGGAAAGGCAGCAGGAGAACAGAUCACUGUGGGGCCGCUUAUUCAGUACUCAUCUCCUCCUCGUCUCUUACCACCUCCAGCUCUGCCAGGUGGCUGGCAGGAAGGUCAAUAAUAGAAUUCCUCUUAAGUUUAUAAGAAUCAGAGCAUAAAAAGGAACUGCGUUGCACUUCCCAGAUGCAGUCUAGGGAGAAAAGUUUUAGAGAGAGUUUCUCAAUACCAGAUGGUGGUGGGUUGGAGGGGAGAGCAGGCUGUGUUGAACAUGAGAAGCUUCUUAAGAUUUCCAAGUUCCAAGCUUGCUUGCAUUAUAUAUUCUCGUGAAUUUCAAGUGCAAGUGAGUUCCUGGGAGAGAGGAACAGUGGGUCUAUGCAAAGUCUCCUGACUGCGACAACAGGAAUGGCAUCAGAAUGAUGCCUUUGCGGUUGGAGCCUAUUACAGGGGAGAACUCAGCUGGAAUCUCAAUAGAUUGCUCUGCCAAGGAGUUGAUUGGAAACCAAGCCAUCAUCCAUUGGUCAAACCCUUGUUACUUGAAGUAUGGUCUGAGGGCCACCAGCAAUGACAUCCCCUGGAAGCUUGCUAGAAAUGUAGAAUCUCCAUCUAAGAUCUGCUGCAUCAAAAUCUGCAUUUUAGCCAGACUCCCACAUGAUUAGAAAGCAUACUAUAGUUUGAGAGACCCUAGACUACGUCAUCUGGGCCAUGAUUCACUAGCACAUGACCCAGACCUUGUUGACACCCAAGAUUGUCGAGAUGAUACUCUCUUGUAAGCUAUCCCACAGCAGCAACCAUUCUCCUCUGUCCCAACCCUAGAAAUGAGGGGAGCAGCAAGGAGGUGAGAAAGGGAGAAAAACCCUGAGAGAAAAAUUUAAAUCUCAGUGUGACUGAAAUAUAAACCUGAAGUAACUAAGAAAUCACUGACGUGGACUAAGUUUAUGUACAAAGGACUAGAUAAGUUUUCUACAUCAGGCAGAAUGGGGGGACUAAGAGUUAAGACAGAUUAAAUAGAGUUAUAACAAAAUAAAGUUAGUUUCCUUGUU